Messenger RNA from Lepisosteus oculatus (spotted gar), 2347 nucleotides. It is a transcript of the gene mkrn1, whose product is annotated as makorin, ring finger protein, 1. The record is from RefSeq and is a predicted model, not a curated record. Lineage: Eukaryota; Metazoa; Chordata; Actinopteri; Semionotiformes; Lepisosteidae. Gene Ontology annotation, molecular function: metal ion binding; ubiquitin protein ligase activity. Gene Ontology annotation, biological process: protein polyubiquitination.
CCGGAGCUCCACCUCCUCUCCCGAAGCUGAGAUCGGAGGAUCUGACUCCCGGCAGUCGGCUUUCCGAAGACUUCCGAUCGUGAGCGCGGCUCGCCGGAAGAUCCGGCUUCAGAGCUUCAAGAUAAACAGUAAUGGCGGAGGCAGCGGCGGCAUCAACAGCGGCUCCAGCAAUAACAGGAGGAGGCUGGACGAAGCACGUCAUCUGCAGGUAUUUCAUACAUGGGGUUUGCAAAGAAGGGAACAACUGCCGAUACUCCCAUGAUCUCACCAGCAGCAAACCAGCCAUGAUUUGCAAGUACUUCCAGAAAGGAUGCUGCGCUUAUGGGGACCGUUGCAGGUAUGACCACACAAAACCACCCAAGCAGGAAAGCCUGGAUGGCCCCAAGCCAAUGAUGCCACUGAAUUUCAUCACCUCCUCUGACAGCACCUCGGAUACAAAGUCCAGUGGACCCAGCGGUAGAGCUGAAGGUGUGGAGCACCCACACGGCUCAGGUGCUGUAGACUGGGUCAAUGCCGCCGAGUUUGUGCCAGGGCAGCCGUACUGUGGGCGUGCUGAGCCUGUGCUGGCGGAGGGUCCAGGGCCAGUGAUUGAGGAAGAGUAUGAGAAGGAGCAGGCGGACAAGGAGCUGAAGAAACAGCUGUGUCCAUAUGCGGCUGUUGGGGAGUGUCGAUACGGGGUGAACUGUGCCUAUCUCCAUGGGGACGCCUGUGAUAUGUGUGGUCUGCAAGUCCUCCACCCCUCCGACUCCACUCAGAGAUCGCAGCAUAUCAAAGCCUGUAUUGAAGCUCACGAGAAAGACAUGGAGAUCUCGUUUGCCAUCCAGCGCAGUAAGGACAUGAUGUGUGGGAUCUGCAUGGAGGUGGUGUACGAGAAGGCCAACCCCAGUGAGCGACGAUUUGGAAUCCUCUCCAACUGCAACCACUGUUACUGUCUAAAGUGCAUCAGAAAGUGGAGAAGCGCCAAGCAGUUUGAGAGCAAGAUUAUCAAAUCCUGCCCUGAAUGUCGAAUUACAUCAAAUUUUGUUAUCCCGAGUGAAUACUGGGUAGAAGACAAAGAAGAUAAACAGAAACUUAUCCAGAAGUACAAAGAUGCAAUGAGCAGCAAGCCGUGCAGGUAUUUCGAUGAGGGCCGUGGGUCUUGUCCCUUUGGAGGGAACUGUUUCUAUAAGCAUGCCUACCCCGAUGGCCGUCUGGAAGAGCCGCAGCCACAGAGGCGGCAGCUGGGCUCGGCAGGGAGACACCGGAAUCAGAGACGAACGCCUCUUUGGGAUAUAUUUGACGAGCGAGAAAGUACCGACUCCUUUGACAACGAAGAUGAUGAUGUUGUGACCUUUGAGUUGAGUGAGAUGCUGCUUAUGCUGCUAGCUGCAGGCACUGAUGAUGAAAUCACAGAUUCGGAAGAUGAGUGGGACUUGUUUCACGAAGAGUUGGACGAUUAUUAUGAGGUUUACCUCUAGCACCCCCCACCCAAACCCUCUCCAUCCCCUCUCAAGUACCCAGUAUGGACUGUCUUGUGUGAGUGUUGGACAGUAGCUUAUUCCCCUGUGUUGUGGCAGUGCCUUUAAGCAGGCCAUGAAUUAAAAAUGCGAACUAAAACAGGUCGGUACACUUGUGCUAAAGCCUUUUCUAGAAUCCUGUCCAUUCUGUGAGUCUGUCAGUGUCCAGUUACUUUAUUGAAAAAACUGAUAAAAAACAAAAUUAAUAAAACUUCUUAAUUUAAUUCAUGGGUGUGGAUUUGACUUGUAUAUCAUCUACCCAGGUGUUAUAAAGGCUGUGUGUUUCUCUGGAUGCACCGUCUUAAUUACAACACUGCACUGGUGAUGGUUGUGGUAUUCCUAAACUUGAUCUGUAAAAGAAGGCUUGUAAAUUUUUUAGAGCACUGAGUUUGGGUUGGGUUGAAUUUAACAUGGACUCUUAAAGUAAAUUUGAAUUGACCUCUUUUCCUGCACUGUGGGAACACACCUUUGUGUUCACAAGUGGGUUUUUAAGUACAUUUUCCCCAUGUAUUAUUCUGAGGAAAAACUGAAUCACACUAUCAAGGAACACCUGUGGUACCUAAUAGCAAGUCCCAGCUCAGAACUGAAUUGGAAGUAGAAUUUUCAUUUGGAUUUGGAUUUUGAGUGCAGAAGCCAUGAAACUGGAUGUCUGCAACAGUAAGAAAUUAGUUUCAUUCCAUUAAAGAUUUGUGGCAGUAAAAAACUAAACAAAACAAAUAAUCACAAGACUCUUCUCAUUUUUCUGUGUUCAGCAACAGUAUAAAACGUGUAUUUAUAAAAUAUGUUCAGGUUUUUAUGAUGCAGAAUCAUUCAACAUAAAUUGAAGAUUAAAGUUUAUUUUCAUCAAAUUA